AUGCAGGUCGUGGGCGACAGCGCCAUGAUCCUGGGACUCAUGUUGCAGCACUGGUUCAGACUAGCGAGGAAGCUGGCGGAUCAGGGGCAGGUCCAAGUGUGGCGGCACCACUACCGCCAGCACAACAAGACAGCAGACGGGUUGGCAAACUUCGCCAUGGACACCGGUAAGAGCGUGAUGUUCACGGCGGAGGCGGAGGGGAUGGAGCACGAACUGAGAACAUUGGCGGAGAUGUGGAUACAAGGGGACGUCAACCAAUGGAGGAAAGGAGUGAGCAGCGAACGUGAUCCACGCACCAGAUAG
Messenger RNA from Phytophthora infestans T30-4, 303 nucleotides. RefSeq lists its product as uncharacterized. The coding region runs from base 1 to 303 and encodes 100 amino acids. The transcript has a single exon. The record is from RefSeq and is a predicted model, not a curated record. Lineage: Eukaryota; Oomycota; Peronosporomycetes; Peronosporales; Peronosporaceae.